Molecule: messenger RNA, 1666 nt
Organism: Theobroma umbraticum
Lineage: Eukaryota; Viridiplantae; Streptophyta; Magnoliopsida; Malvales; Malvaceae
Source: RefSeq, a predicted model, not a curated record
AUGUUCCCGGGAAAUCUUAGCUGUAGUGUGGUGCAGCCUGUAACGCAAGCGUCUUCAAAGCUGCAGCCUUUCAACAUUUCAUCCUCCUCCCGUCUUUUAACGAUUCCACUCUCACUCCAGAGUUCAUUAGGCCCGCCUUUCCUCCCAAUUCCUCCGUCUCCUCCCCUCUUUUUUCGCCAUCCCUUCUUCAAUGUUCUCACCCCUUUCAUUCUCUCCUUUUCUCUCCUCCUUUCUCUCCUAUCUUUUCUUCCUCGUAGCCCGACUCUCCAUCCCCGCCCUCUUCCCCCCAUCUCCAUCCCUGACGAACUUGACGACCUCCGUCUCUUCCACCGCGCCACUCUCCUUCCUCCGCCUCCUCCCACCUCUCUCUCCUCCUCCCCCAAAAUCGCUUUUCCUGUUUUUAACCACACCGACCUCCAUUUCGCCCCUCUUUGGAACCGUUUCUUCCGAGCCUCAAAAACUUCCCAUUACAACAUCUACGUCCACGCUGACCCCACCGUCAACAUAACUCGCCCCAGCGACACCGUUUUCUAUGACCGUUUCAUCCCAAACGCCAAGCGCACUUUCCGCGCUUCCGCAACGCUAAUCUCCGCCACCCGCCGCCUCCUCGCCACCGCCAUCCUCGACGAUCCUGCCAAUGCUUACUUCGCCGUCCUCUCCCAAUACUGCAUCCCUCUCCAUUCUUUCAAUUACAUCUACCGCUCCCUCUUCACCUCCAAAAACUUCGAUCUCAGCCCCAACUCGUCCGACUUGACUCAGUACGGUGUCCGAGUCAAGUACAAAUCGUUCAUCGAGAUCAUUUCCAAGGAACCCAGACUGUGGAAACGCUACGUAGCGCGUGGCCGUUUCGUGAUGAUGCCGGAGGUGCCUUUCGAGGAGUUCCGAGCUGGAUCGCAGUUCUUUGUGUUGACUCGGAAACACGCGUUGUUGGUCGUAAAAGAUCGGACGCUUUGGAGGAAAUUUAAGUUGCCGUGUUAUCGAGCCGACGAGUGUUACCCGGAGGAGCAUUAUUUCCCAACUUUGUUAUCAAUGCAAGAUCCGAAUGGGGUGACUCAGUAUACUUUGACUCGAGUUAAUUGGACCGGAACGGUGGCGGGUCACCCCUAUAUGUAUAAGCCGAAAGAAGUGUCGGCUGAGUUGAUUUAUGAGUUGAGGAAGUCGAAUUACUCGAGUUCUUACUUGUUUGCUAGGAAGUUCUCGCCGGAUUGUUUGAGACCCUUGCUGGGCAUUGCAGAUUCGGUCAUUUUCAGUGAUUGAGAUUGUUCCUGGUGAACAGAGUAUUUUGAGGAACCAGCUUGGAGCAGAAUUUGCAAAGGGGAAUAUGGUUUUGAAGAGGCGUAAAGUGCCCACAACCAAAGCAAACCCCAAAAGCUCCAACCUCUUUAGAGUCUUUAGAAACACAAGGGGAUCAAAAAUUCGAUACUAGUGGAAACAAAACAAAACAAAACCAAAAGAAAAGCGGCAAAAAAAAAGGGUGGUGCUUUUGUUAAAGUUGUAAGUUGAUGGUGUAACAAUAGCCAAAUAGUAGCAUUAGGUUUUUGUCAUUUUGUUGUGUGAUUUGUACAUAUUAUGUGUGAAAUACAAUGAAAUUGGAAUCCUUGUGAACCUUUUUGAGGAUGCCAGGGAAAAAGCAGUAAAUAAAAAGCGGGGGAAACUUAUGUCGUUA